CGGCUUUUCCCAACCAAGUGGGUCCGUAGCCGCAAGCAGAGAGUUAGAGUGGCGUUUCUGAGGCCUGCCCUACCGCAGCGAUGCGGCGCCAAAAGCUCGUCGCAGUGCUGCUGCUGGUGGCCCACACUCAGCACUGCACCGCACUGCUGGCACCGCAAGCGGCACGCAAAACCGCACCGCUGCGAGCCGUACGCAUCGAAGGCCUCCUCGACGAAGACGUAAUCAGCAAGCGAACAAAUACGCACCGCUGCCUCAAGGAGCUGCGGAAAAGGGGCGCCGUCGCCGACGCCCUCGCAACAAAUGCAGUAGUAAAAUCCCAAUUCGGCGACCCCCUCGCGACGGGCGCCGAGGACGCCAUCAAAAUCAACAACGUGCUAGCCCAGGCGAUCACGGAGACGGAUGCUCCCGACUACAAUGGCGUGAACGCCACGCAGAGCUGGCGCCUCAAGCGCGGCCCGCUGCGGCUCGAAGGACUGACGAAAGUCAGCUUCGAUAAUGAUGGAUGCGCUUCAAUAAUAGAGCUGGGCGUCUCGAACGUCAACGGGCUGGAAGUGGACGCGACGAGCGCGCAGGCGCGGCAGGCCCUCGUCGGUUUUUUGGGCGGCGCCUCCUCCGAGCGCUACAACGCCGUCGCGGACUUCGGCCAGCGGGCUUUGGCGACGACGCUGGGGCUCGUCUCGACCGCCUCGACGACAGAUGAGGAGGACUCGAGCAGCGAGGGGCCGUGUGGAAAUCAACCAGUUCCGGGGACGACGUCGCGUCGAUGGCGUGGGGCGCCCGAAAUUUGAUUGCCACACAGGCGAAGAGGCGGCGCCGAACUCGUCGAAGCUCGGCGACGCGGCCUUCGACGCCUACGUUACAAUCGACGCGACGGCGCGCGGCGCCCUGGCGUCGCUCGACUUAGCGUUGGGCCGCGACGAUGCCGCCGCGGACGCGGCCGCGCGCGACGCGUGUUCGCCAAACCUCCGAGUGUACGGGUUGGCCGGCGAGGAGGUCGCGGGUUUGGAUGGCGACCUCGACGCCGUUUUAAGGACGUUGCGGGCGGCUCGCGGCGCUCGUUCGACACUAGAGAGCACGAACGCCCUCGAGACGACGACGGCGUCCGUGCGGAAAGCAAAAGCCGACGUCGAGGCCCGCUGCCUCGAAGCGACGGUGGUAAUCAAGGCGGUACCGUCGCCGGGCGGCGCCUUCCUCGCGGCGGCGCUCGGCUUGAGCAACGCGACGGUCAUAGAGGCCGACGUGGUGUACGACCUCGAUAAUCUCGCGACGGCCGUGACGCUCGAAGGUUUAAGGGUGGACGGCCGGGCGCUUGAGGCGCCCGGAUUCUAUAAGUGGGCCGCGGCGGCGCGCGCGGCGUUGGCCCCGGCCUGUGUGGAAAUCAACAAGCUACGGAGCGUCGGCGGCGUAGGGCGCCCAAAAUUUGAUUUCCACACAGGCCCCGGCGGCGCCUCAAAUAAAACCUGCGCCGCCACCCUCGAAGAAAAUCGGCGAGCCCGACGCAGUCGCUAUCCUCAGAGCGGCGGACGCGCUGCACGCGCUGCCGGACAUGCUCAUCGUCGGCGGAUUAAGUGUAGACGCGUGGCUGGACCGCGCCGGUGUCGCGGAGGGCGUCGUCGCGACGGCCGGCCCUGCGCCCUUAUUCCGCGGGCGGCGCGCGCUCGGCGACUCACUAAGGGCGGCCAAGGCGCUGCUGGCGCUGGGGCCGACGGCGACGUGCGCCGUCGAGCGCGUGUCGAUCGAGAGGGACCGCUCGCUUACGGUAAAGAUGACGCUGGCGCGGCCGGCCCUGCCGGAUAUUGUGUUGGUCGUGCGGCUGACCGUGGACGGCUCCAUUAAUGCAGUCGACACGACGUCGGUGACCGUCGGCGGCGCGGAGCUCUCGCCGAAGGCGCUGACGGACGCGCUCGACCGCGCGCGGGCGCUGGCGACGGCGCGGCGGGACCUGGCGUCGCUCUUCUCCUCCCGGGGGGGCGGCGGGGAUUAACUUGUUGGUUGUGUG
Pelagomonas calceolata is the source of this 1999-nucleotide messenger RNA. The record is from the annotation of a GenBank genome assembly. Lineage: Eukaryota; Pelagophyceae; Pelagomonadales; Pelagomonadaceae.